Plasmodium fragile is the source of this 1074-nucleotide messenger RNA. RefSeq lists its product as uncharacterized. The transcript has a single exon. Gene Ontology annotation, biological process: microtubule-based process. Lineage: Eukaryota; Apicomplexa; Aconoidasida; Haemosporida; Plasmodiidae. Gene Ontology annotation, cellular component: nucleus; cytoplasm. The record is from RefSeq and is a predicted model, not a curated record. The coding region runs from base 1 to 1074 and encodes 357 amino acids.
AUGGAAGACUGGGUGUAUGUUGAAAGGAGGCGACGGAGCAGGAAGAAGAAGCCCGAAGGGGGGAGCAAAGAUGCCGGGCGUCACAUCGCGCACACUGCGCACACCGCGCGUAGCACCUGUGGCCGCUUCACAGAGCACCCCCCCGUGGACCAAGCAAAGCUCGCAGAAAAGACAUUGAGCGAAAUAAAAAAGGUCAUGACCUGCUUAGAAAAAAGUGACUUCUUUUUAAACUUCCAUCAACAGUUUAUGAAAGUCGUGGACAAAGCCAAGGUCCAUAUAAAAUGCGCCAUCUGCCUGGGCCUCGGUUCUUUAGAGGAUCCUAAUUGGAACAGCAGAAAGGCUUGCCUGUACCAGCUCGGCUUUAUCCUACUCCUUGUGAGGAUAUACAAUGUAAAGAAGGUAUACAUUUAUGACCCUAAAAUUGGGGUAGUGGACCGGUAUGUUUGUGAUCGCUUCCAUGUAGAGGUGCUGUCCCGUUGUGAAGAAGAGGGUCGCGUGGAGGAGGAAGCACACAUCGAUCAGCCACACAGUGAUACAUGUGCGGAGGAGGAGAAGGACGAUAAGACAAAGCACACCAUUGUAAAACCAAGUGAAGACGAACGGACGCUCGUGUUCAUGCCCCACUGCGAUGUCUCCCUCUACAGCCAAGUAAUGCACAAUAUAUAUAUAAAUGAAAAACUGAAAUAUGCCCAGGUCCAUUUUUUACUCACUUUGCAGAAGACCAUUCUUCUAGGAAAUUCAUUUGAAUACUACCGGGAGCAUAUCCACAUGUACAGGCCAUUUGGCAUCCCUUCCUACGCCAUUCGCAUGUUGCGAAAUGGAACAGCUCUACCAGAGAGUACCAGUGAGAAGGACCUUAAUCGAUUAGUGAAUUUUUACAAAAGUGAUCACUUCCUUUUUUACGUCCACAAGUAUGCGCGGCAGGAUAAGUUUCCCUUUUUCGCUGACCACGUUUCCGCUUUUAACGACAUGGCCAUUAUAACGUUUGGCUCCAUGCCAGAUCGACUCAACUUUUGGCUGAACGUGUGGACCGAUGUAACCUCUGGGGGACCCAACUGUGAAAUUGAGGGGUAA